AUUCUUAAAAUAAAGUGGUGAUCCUAACUGACUUCCGACUUCAACUGUAGAUGCAGUAAAGAGGUCAAUGGAAUGCAGACCGUGUGGGAUAGAAGGGCAAUGGAUUGGCGCACAUUCAACAAAUCUGAUCUAAGUGAAUAUUUGUCAAAUCCGCCAUGAUUGAUGUAUUGUAACAGGCCCACAAUGUGGGUAUUAAAUUCCGAUUUGGAUAUAUUUAGCUGUUUUCGCUGCAUAACAUUUAGAAGUUGACUAGUAAAUGCUAACUCCCGUUUGUAUAAGCAGGUUAGCGUAGCUAGCACACAGAAAUUGGUGGUGUAGUCAAAGUCGUUUUAAACUGUAAUGCAGUUGAUUGAUGACAUGAACAUGUAUUGGGGUUGACCUCCAUACAAACAUAUAGUGUGAAUACACAUAAACAACAGCCUAAAUGUAGGCUGAUUUUGCUGGGGGGCAGUGAGGAGAUUCGGGAUAGAGAUGCAGGUGGGAAAACGGUGCAUCCUUUUUUACUUCAUGCUAUUUUGGCUGAGCUAUGUCAAGCAGCGGGAAACGGACUCCAACAACUCAGAAGAGCCUUAAACCUGUGCCAGAACCGUGAAAUCUGAUGAUCCAAAAUGCCUCAUAAACUCCUCAAGUUACUCCUGGGAAGUUACCAGUGGCUGGCCAGUUACUGGCCCGUCCUUAUGCCUCGGGGAAUCCGCCUGUACACAUUUGAACAGAUCCCGUUAUUCAUGAAAGAAAACCCAUACAUUACAGAUGGAUACAGAGCACGUUUACAAUCCAAACUUUGUUUAAAAAGCAUCUUUGUGCUGUCCAAUGAAACAGUCAACAUAUGGACUCAUCUGUUGGGCUUCCUCCUGUUCUUCCUACUGGGGGUGAAUGACAUGUCUACAGUCCUGCCGGCUUCAGGUGCCAACAGAGAAGACUAUGUCAUCUACUGCAUAGCACUCUUCUGCUUUCAGGUGUGUAUGCUGUGUUCUGCAGGGUAUCACAUGUUCUCCUGCCACCUCUCAGAGAAGACGUGUCACCGCUGGUUGGCGCUGGACUUCGUUGGAAUCUCUGUGGGAAUCCUGGGCUGUUACAUUCCAGGGGUCUUCUAUGCCUUCUACUGCAUCACUUUCUGGAGACAGGUGUACCUGGUGACUGCUCUAGCGUUGAUAUUGGCUGUGUUCUUAGCUCAGAUCCACCCUCACUACCACUCUAAGGAGUGGCGACACCAGCGUACUGCCAUCUUCUGCUCCGUGGCUGGCUACGGGAUCAUCCCCGCCGGCCACUGGGUCUGGCUCAAUGAAGGCCUCGGCUCAGCUGUCGUCCAGUUGUUCCUCCCUCGUGUGAUUGUGAUGUAUUUGAUAGCUGGAGCUGCGUUCCUCUUUUACAUCUCUAAAAUCCCAGAACGCUGCUUCCCAGGUCAACUGAACUAUCUGGGUGCCAGCCACCAGGUGUGGCAUGUCCUUGUGGUGUUUUUGCUCUACUGGUGGCACCAGACUGCUGUAUAUAUAAUGAAAUUCAGGCACAGCCAGCCAUGCCCUCCUUUCUACACCCAGCCUGGUCUCAUAGACUAGACGUAACAUAGUAAAAGUAAAUCUGGGACACUCAAAUUUGUAUGAUAUGUUACGUUUGGUAUGGGUGGUUGGUCGAGGUGUAUGGGUGGGUGAAUGCCUAGCUAUCCAAAAGGUUGUGUGUUCAAAUCUCGUCAUGGACAACUUUAGCAAAUUUUCAACUACUUGUACUUUUUAGCUACUUUGAAACUACUUAGCAUGUUAGCUAACCCUUCCCCUAACUCUUUUAGCCAGCC
Molecule: messenger RNA, 1789 nt
Organism: Oncorhynchus tshawytscha (Chinook salmon)
Lineage: Eukaryota; Metazoa; Chordata; Actinopteri; Salmoniformes; Salmonidae
Product: progestin and adipoQ receptor family member 3
Exons: 7
Coding region: 609-1556 (315 amino acids)
Cellular component (GO): membrane
Molecular function (GO): signaling receptor activity
Source: RefSeq, a predicted model, not a curated record